This is a messenger RNA of Engraulis encrasicolus (European anchovy), 5034 nucleotides long. RefSeq names its product chondroitin polymerizing factor 2 (gene chpf2). Gene Ontology annotation, molecular function: glucuronosyl-N-acetylgalactosaminyl-proteoglycan 4-beta-N-acetylgalactosaminyltransferase activity. Bases 1330 to 3660 code for a protein of 776 amino acids. The transcript has 10 exons. The record is from RefSeq and is a predicted model, not a curated record. NCBI's taxonomy places the organism in Eukaryota, Metazoa, Chordata, Actinopteri, Clupeiformes, Engraulidae. Gene Ontology annotation, cellular component: Golgi cisterna membrane.
AGUCAACAUGUUCUACCUGUAAUUAAAUGAUGUCAGUUCCAAGGUGAGGAUUUUCUAUCAUGCAUAGUUUUGAUGAAUGUCCAGCAUUGGAUAGGCUCAAACACCCUGCCACCUCAAAUUGUAAACUGAAAAACACCUAUCUUGAUCCCAUGCCAAUGAUGUGUGUUUCAACUGUAGUUUUUAUGAUACUAAAACUACAGUUGACAACGUCUGUCAUUUAUAAACAAUGAAAAGCUGGCUUGUUGGUUUUAAGUGAACUAGCUUUCCCUGUCAGUGGGCUUCUGAACAGUCUGCAUAUGGAUUUUCUUUACCCUCAAGUUGGUGACGUGUCUGCCUGUAGAAUUGCAAAGGCAUCAGACCAGGCAGUCACAGUGCUGCUGAGAACGUGGACGGGUGAUCGAGACACCGAGCGGUCAGAGGCUGAGUGGAACGCAGUUGAUCGCAGUUUGUUUCUACGGAGGGGUUGGGGUAACAACUCUUUUUCUUCCUCUUCUCUUUUUGUGUCGUGCAUGGUACCGUUAGGAGGAGGCUUUCAUGGCAGACCCAUCAAGACUAUGGACUCCGUAUCCAGGCCGGGAUUAUGUUUGCUACAGGAUACGAUAACGGAUAUGGUUAUAACAAUGUAAUGCCGUAUGAUGAACAAAGUAAUCAACCCCCAAAAGAGGAAAACGUCGCAAUGACAGUCGGAUUAGGCGACGAGGAGCGAACUGUCCUUAGCUAACGUUAACUUGACGUUAGCCUUGUCAAUUCGGUAAUGUCCAUUUUAUCUGUUCAUGUCCUAGCGACUGUAUUUAGGACAUUCGUCUUAUCAACAACACUGACUGCAGAUAAUCAAAUAAGUUUUGUAUGAAACAGGAAAACCCGUCGCAUCGAUAGAGCUUCCAACAUCCGGUAACUAAAGCGAUGGAUUUUUUUUUUUACCAAUGAACGUCCAUUUAAUACAACAUUUUGUGAUAUGACAUCCCAGCUAGUGUUAACAAUUUAUCUAUGAGGAAAAUGCCAUGGCAUGCCCUGAAGUAGCCUGAAAUUAAAUUCUUAUUCUCUGCACCAUCGAACUCAUCGAACUGGCUUCGUAAACAACACGAUGCAUAGGAGAUAGCUAGUUUAUUCAUAACGACUUUGCAAUUAAUGCGUCACAUCAUCUCCUUUAACAGUGGCACUGUCGCACCCUCAUUGUUUACUUUGCUACAAACAUACCAAAUGGAGGUGAAAUCAGAGUGAAACGCGGAGCUUGUUUCGGGGCACUGCUUUGCCCCUAUAAAGCAAGGACUUCAAAGCAGGCCUUCAAAGGGAUUUGACAGAGUGUUGCGAAGCCGCUCCAGGUGCACCAUGCGUCUCUCAUCCUUCCUCGCCGUUUUCCGGCCUGCCCUGCCUCUCAUCCUGGGACUCUCUCUGGGCUGCAGCCUGAGUCUGCUCAUGGUGUCCUGGACUCAGGGGGACACGGAGGAAACCUGCAGCGAUGAGCUGGGGAACGGGGGCUUGUUUGCCGGGGGACAUAUGGGAGAACCGCUUGACAGUCAAGCGGGUGGAGAUGGAAACGAGGACUUUCAGCCGCGCAUUGUGCCCUAUCACAAAGACCCAAACAAACCACACAAGAAGGUUCUCAGGACGCGCUACAUCCACACGGAGCUGGGCAUCCGAGAGCGUCUCCUGGUGGGCAUCCUGACGUCGCGCGCCACCCUCAACACGAUGGGCGUGGCCGUCAACCGCACGGUGGCGCACCACUUCCAUCGCACCUUCUUCUUCACGGGCCUGCGCAGCGCCAAGGCCCCGCACGGCAUGGCGGUGGUCACCCACGGCGACGACCGGCCCGUCUGGCUCAUGUACGAGACGGUGCGCCACCUGCACCAGCACCAUGGCAACGACUAUGACUGGUUCUACCUGGCGCAGGACGACACCUACACACAGGCGGAGCGUGUGAUGGAGCUGGUGGGGCACCUAAGCGCUGGGCAGGACCUGUACAUGGGCCGGGCGGAGGAGUUCAUCGGUGGGGACGAGCGGGCGCGCUACUGCCACGGCGGCUACGGGUACCUGCUCUCGCGCAGCCUGCUGGCACGCCUGCAGCCCCACCUGGACUCCUGCCGUAACGACAUCCUCAGCGUCAGACCUGACGAGUGGCUGGGACGCUGCAUCAUCGACUACUUGGGUCUGAGCUGUGUGGAGGUGCAUCGGGAGAUGACGUACCGCUACUUUGAGCUGCGCAAGAACGCCGACCCGGAGCGCGAGGACAGCCCACAGUUCAAGAACGCCUUCACCGUGCAUCCAGUGGCGGAACCGGCCCUCAUGUACCGCCUGCACAAACGCUUCAGCCAGAUCGAGCUAGACUGGACCUACGCACAGAUACAACAGCUACAGGCCCAGAUCAGCAACCUGACUGAGCUGACCCCGGAGGGCAAGGCGGGCGCCUCGUGGCCCGUGGGCAUCAACCCCCCGUUCCGGCCCAAGACGCGCUUCGAGGUCAUCAACUGGGACUACUUCACGGAGGAGCAUGUGUACUCCUGCGCUGACAGCGCCCCCAAGUGCGAGCUGCGGGGAGCCGACCGGGCCGACGUCAGCGCUGUGCUGGAGACCGCCGUGGAGCGCCUCAACGAGCGCUACCAGCCACAGCUCCGCUUCCGCAAGCGGCGGCUCCUGAACGGGUACCGGCGGUUCGACCCGACGCGCGGCAUGGAGUACCAGCUGGACCUGGCCCUGGAGGCCUACACGCAGAAAGGCCACAGCCAGGUCAUCGCCAAGCGCGUGGGGCUGCUGCGGCCACUCAGCUCCGUGGAGAUCAUCCCCAUGCCCUACGUCACCGAGGCCACACGCGUACAGGUCAUCCUCCCCAUCACGGCGCGUGAGCAGGACUUUGUGGGCAACUUCCUGGACAUGUACGUGAUGAACGCGCUGGACACGCACGACAACGUGCUGUUGACCUUCCUGUUUGUCUACGACCCGUUUGACGCGCAGCGCGUCAGCCAGACGGACGUGUUCGCCGGAGCCAAGGCCAUGAUCGGAGAGGUGGAGAAGAGAUACGCCGACGUCAAGAUCCCCUGGAUCAGCGUCAAGACUGAGGUGCCCUCGCAGGUGAAGCUGAUGGACAUCAUCUCCAAGAAGCACCCGGUGGACACGCUCUUCUUCCUGGCCGACGUCUGGACCGAGGUCAACGCUGACUUCCUCAACCGCUGCCGCAUGAACGCCAUCAGCAACUGGCAGGUGUUCUUCCCCAUCCACUUCCAGGAGUACAGCCCUGCGCUGGUCUACCGGGGCGGUGGGGGAGGGGGUGGUGAUGGUCAACAGGGUCCCUCUGCCUCCUCUGCAUCCUCGCUGGGCUCGGACACGCUGCGCGACGGCCACUUUGACCGCCAUGUCUUCCAGGAGGCCUGCUUCUACAACGCCGAUUACAUGGCCGCCAGAUCCAAGAUGGCCGCCGACCUCCUGGACAACGAGGAGCUGCUGGAGAGCAUGGACGCCUACGAGGUGUUUGUGCGCUACUCUGGCCUGCAUGUCUUCCGGGCCGUGGAGCCAGCGCUGGUGCAGAAGUAUGUGCGGCGCGGCUGCAACCCUCGUUUCAGCGAGGAUAUCUACCACAGGUGUGUGCUGAGUAACCUGGAGGGGCUGGCAUCCAGAUCGCACCUGGCUAUGGCGCUGUUCGAACAGGAGCAGGCCAACAGCACCUGAGGCCCUGCACCGGAGAGGGACAGGACAUUGGACAUUGGUCUGGAUACAAUGACAUUGGAACUGAUAAGAUCAGACAAGACACAAUAUGUCAUGACGUGACAUGAGAAAAAGUCAGACCAAUGAGAAGGAUAUAUAAAAAAACAGAGACAAACUCAAAAUGGAUAGACAGAUUGACAAGACUGUCAGACAAACAUGAAACACAACUCUCACCUCUCCAAGUCAAUGUGAGGCAGGGAUCACCAGGACAAGGUUUUGAAAUGACUCAACUUUGCCACGGUUUCUCCCUCUGAGACUCAUUGAUAUCACUGAAGGAUGGAAGGUCAAUCAAACCCCAAAGGUCAAUCAAACCUAAUUCAGAAAAAGAGCUGUUUUUGAUGGAUUUGGGAAGAAAUGACUUGACCUUACCAUGGUUUCUCGCUCUCGCUCCCUGAAGGACCGAAGGACAAUCUAAUAUCAUUCCUGAUUGGGGAAACUAUUUUUACGCCAUUUGGGAUGACGCACGAGACACCAUAAAGACUAUUCAUCUGGUGAACAAUGUGCCAGGUGAUUUUUUUUUACUUGUCAGCAGCAAAGCUUGCUUGUUUAUGUGCAAGUUCUUUUUUGUUGCUGCAAUUAAGCACAUAUUUCAUUCAUUGUUUUGAGAUGAACAGGGAACGGCCAAUGUUUAAUGUAAUACUCACUCACUGUGCCAGUAAAGGAGUAGUCUUCUCCUGCUUUAUAUAAAGGGUAGGCUGUGACCUUGUGUUGGGAAAAGGUGACCUUGUUGGCAAAGGUCAAAGGUCACCUGUGUUUACCUGACCUUCCUUAAUGCUGUGAGACAGCCCUGAGCCUUUCAAUCUGUCAUGUGUGUCUACUACAUGAUUGUAUGAAGUUUGAAUGAAGCCAUGUCUUAAAUGUAAUAAUAAAAAAGACAAUUCAUCAAACAUGUUGCUUUCAAAGUAUUUUAGCACACAGCUCAGGACUUUUCCAGUUGGAAAUCCAUGGCUGCUUUUGAACUCUGUUAUUCACUCAGUUUAUAUCCGAAGGACACAAUCCAAUAAUGUUUAUUUGUAAGGUCUGCCAAGGGCAGGGGAAGUGGGUAAUGAAAGAGGAUAGGACAGGCAAUCCUCCGGCUUUCUCAUGUCUUUGAGCUUGUUUGAAAUAACUUGCUUGGAAUAGCCACCAAAUGGUUUGAUGAAGGCAUUGUGUUCGGAUCAGCAGUAAGUGGCGACUUCAGACAGUCUUGUGUCACGAAAAUCCCUGUUUCAAGUUCAGAAAGCAUUACUUUUAGCCAUUACAUUUUUAUAAACUGUAUUUUUAAAGUGGAUACUGUAAAAAAGUAAAUCCGCUAUUCUUCUGUGGAUCUUGUUUCGCUCAUAACAUAUCCCAUGUGUG